Colletotrichum truncatum is the source of this 345-nucleotide messenger RNA. Its product is annotated as major facilitator superfamily transporter. Lineage: Eukaryota; Fungi; Ascomycota; Sordariomycetes; Glomerellales; Glomerellaceae. The record is from RefSeq and is a predicted model, not a curated record.
AUGGGUAGGCAGGCUGCUGUUCGCAACCUGGAAGUCGACACGCCAGCCCAGCAGCCGAGGCAGAUUCGACCGUUGCCGAUUCCCCCAUGGCUCAUGCUCCUCGAAGCCGCCCUAUGCGGCAUCUCGGCCGGCCUCUUCCGAAUAAUUGAGGCCGUAAUCGCCAUCGCCUCCCUCAAGCCGUGGAACAAGGGUAAGGCGCUGGGGUACUGGCUGAUAUACCGCCUCUGUGGCCUGAUCCUCGGCGGUGUGAUCAACCUUGGCCUCAAAACGGAUAACAACCAGGCAGAAAGGGUGUCUUACGCCGUCUCUACCACCAUCCAGGCCGCAGGCAUUGAAGAGCGCUGA